AUGAUGAUUUCUACACGAGUUGUCUAUGGACUGCUUCUCUGUGGAUUGCUGCAUGUGCUCAGUGCAGAACCCAAGUCCCACAUUUCCGUUGUCUUAGUCGGGGCCACGGGGGACUUGGCUAAAAAGUACCUGUGGCAGGGUUUGUUUCAGUCGUACAGCAAGCAGGUGGGUGGAACCCACAGCCUCAGUUUCUAUGGAGGCACUCGGCUCAGCUCCUCAGAGGCUUCCCCGGUGAUGUAUGAGAUUCUGAAAGGCCUGUCCUGUUUGCCGAAUGUCCCAUCGGUGAAGUGUGCGCUGCUCAAGGACCAGUUUCUGAAGCUGACCCAGUACCACCAGUUGGACACGCACCAAGACUAUUCCGCUCUGAACAAGAAGAUCGAGGAGGUGCUGGACCAAGAAGGGCUUCGGGAGGAGGGCCGACUCUUCUACCUUUCCGUUCCCGCUUUCGCCUAUGCUGACAUCGCCACCAAGAUCAACGCCACCUGCAGGCCGCGGGAGGAGUCCUGGCUGCGUGUUGUUCUGGAAAAGCCCUUUGGACACGACCUCCAUUCUGCCCAGCAGUUAGCCGAGGAGCUGCGGAAGGUCCUUCGAGAGGAAGAGAUGUACAGGAUUGACCAUUACCUUGGGAAACAGGCGAUUGCCCAUAUUUUGCCAUUCCGACAUGACAACCAGCAUUCCUUGAAUCCCAUUUGGAACCAGCAUCACAUUGAAAGAGUGGAAAUCGUCAUGAAGGAGACUGUGGAUUCUAAAGGCCGCACGAGUUUUUACGAGCAGUACGGGGUCAUUUGCGACGUUAUUCAGAACCACCUGACCGAAAUUCUGACCUUUGUUGCCAUGGAGACCCCAGCCAACAUCAGUGACUCGGAAGAGAUCCACAGAAACAAAAUGAAGGUGUAUGCCAGCCUGGAAAGACUCGGUAAACGCAGCGCCGUCAUUGGUCAGUAUCAAGCGUACAACUCUGAGGUCAGGCAAGAGCUUCAGAAAGCAGCUGAAUACACCAGCACCAUCCCGACAUUUGCAGGUGUAGCGAUGUUCCUGGACAGCCCACAGUGGGACAAUGUGCCUUUUAUACUGACUGCUGGGAAAGCUCUGGAUGAACGAGUUGGUUACACUCGAAUUCUCUUCAAAACCAAAGCCUUCUGCCUCCAAAAUGAGUCAACGAGGAAAGCUGAAUUCAGUCAGUGUAGGCAGAGACAGAUAAUCUUUUACGUCGGCCAUGGAGACCUGAAUUUUCCAGCUAUAUUGGUGAGUAAAAACCUGUUCAAACCAGUGAUGGACACAUCGAGCUGGAAGCAGGUGACAGAAUUUCCCGAUGUCCAGAUGUUUGGACUUCCCUUGUCAGACUAUUAUAUCUACACCCCUGUGAUGCAGAAGGAUGCUUACGCGGUGUUGAUACCUCAGAUUUUCCAAGCCAAGAGGGACUGCUUUGUCAACACCGAGGACCUAUUGGCAUCUUGGAAAGUCUGGACUCCCUUACUGAAAGAGUUUUCCAAUGUGAGCCCGCGCAUUUAUCCAGGAGGGGCCCGGAAUGGCGAUAUGUUGGACUUCAAGGUCGAGGGGAAGACGGUCUCUUUCACCAGGUCUGACCCCAUGGCAAUCAUCUCAGAGAGUCCCAGCCAUCAAACGGUGAGUGAAUACAAGGCCAUAGCAUCGACGUUCCGAGGGAAUACCUUGGUGUCCGCGGUCACAGAGGACCUGAUAGCAAAGCUGGCCUCCUACCUGCAGCAGACAGCCCAGGAUGCCGUGCGAGAACAUGGGAACUUCCAUCUCGCUGUAUCAGGGGGCUCGAGCCCCAAAGACUUGUUCAGGAGGUUGGCCGCGCAUCACUACACGUUCCCAUGGAAACGCACCCACUUUUGGAUGGUGGACGAGCGGUGCGUCCCGCUCGAUGACCCCAAGUCGAACUUUAGGAGUUUGCACGACAACCUGCUGAAGGACCUGAAGGUCCCUUACGUCAACAUCCACCCGAUGCCCGUCCACAUGAACCAAAGGCUGUGUGUUGAGGACGACCGUGGUGCGGGUCUCUAUGCCAAUGAGAUUGAGAUGUUGGUCAACGGGACGAGUUUUGAUUUUGUUUUGUUGGGGGUGGGCGCUGAUGGCCACACUGCCUCGCUGUUUCCCAACAGCCAGGCUCUAACCCUCGAGCGUAACCUGGUUCUGUUUACAGAAAGUCCAGUCAAACCCCACCAACGGAUGACCCUUUCUCUAAGGGCAAUCAACAAGGCCAAACAUGUCGCUGUUUUAAUAACAGGGAGAAGCAAGCAUCCGAUAGUGGGGACCUUGAGCAAGGAGGGUGAGAAAUCUGAGAAAUGGCCCAUUACAAUGGUUCAGCCGUCAGGCGGUGAACUCGUUUGGUUUAUCAAUCAUGAUGCACUCUUUGGCUGAUCAAGUUCCAUGACAUUUGGCAUCUUCACUGCCUGCCCUCCAGAUCCCAAUUCAAAACUUUGGGUGUAGCAAAUUUACUGAAGUUACUCUGUUAAUGAAGUGCUAUUUUUGUUCUUGGUAUGGGGUGUUAAUUCUGGGUGUGGCUAUCAAAUUGGAGAAAUCUUUUCAGGAUAUGGUAGCGAGCAAUAAAUUCAUUGGGUACAUUUUAAUUAGUUUCUACUGUGCGAUAGAACCCACCCAAUGUCAUUCUGGACAUUUUUAAGUAACUUGUUAAGACGCACAUCAGGAACAGGUGGGUCUUGAACUCAGGCCUUCUAGCUAAGAGGUAGGGACAGUACCACUGAGCCACAGGUGGGCUUUAAUUUCAUUUUGUUGAUCACAACUGGAUGAAACUUGGAUGAGUUCUAUAGCUAGACAGGUAAUUCAUUUAAUUAGGUCCCUACAUCUCAGUGAAAGUGAGGAUGCUGGAGAUUAGAGUCAAGAUUAGAGUGGUGCUGGAAAAACACAGCAGGUCAUGCAGCAACUGAGCAGCAGGAAAAUCGAUGUUUCAGGCAGGAGCCUGAUGAAGGGCUUUUGCCCAAAAUGUUGAUUUUCCUGCUCCUCAGACACUGCCUGACCUGCUGGGCUUUCCCUACAUCGAGCUGAUGAAACCAAACAGCUCUCCCGCCGUCAGGUAAAUAAUCCACAACCUUUUGUAAGUUUCAUUAAAUGGUGACAGUUCCGUGUGUAUGAAUGAUUGAAAUGUUGAGUGGUCGUGUUACAGACAACUGUUCAAAUGGUCCAGCUUUCUGGUGACUAUGCCCUGUAAUAGAUGACAAUAUCUUUUACAAACCAGUUGGUCACAAACAGUCACCCAGAUAGAUAGGCGUGUCCUUUCCCUGUCUGUCAGCCAUGUGUCUUUUUACUCAGGUAUCUUUUCAAAUAGAAGCCAGGGCAUUUAACCACAGAGACUGGACAAUGAAGGGAGAGAAAGUGUACAAAUACAUGUUACAAAUUAUGGGAACUAUUCGGAAUUUUGUUUUUCCCCUAAGUGCGGUGCUUGUAACAGAACCUCACUAAAAGCACAAACUUAAUUUACAUGGCCUUAGCAGUUGCACUGUGUUCAACACAGAAACAUAUUUCAGUAGUGAACACGUUAGGAUGAGAGGGAAGGAAGACACCUUCCUUUAGCAAAGACACAUGCUGGGUACCAGCACUGGCUGUAAUUCUGACUAACUUGGAGAUAGAUUGUUAGAGUCCAGAAAGACGCUUACUGAAGGAUAGAACUGGAGUUAAUCCACACACACUUCUACAUUGAUCUACAGACUAGCUCAUUAUGAGCAUCCACUUCCUAAACCACCAACAGUUUGUGUCUAAAGGGAUUUAAGUGUUCAUGUCCAUAAGCUGCAUACCUACGAUUAAACAUAAUCAACAUACAAUUAACAUUGAGCCUUGUUGUAAUAUGGGGAGGUUUAGGUGGGAAUGUAGGGUAAUCAGACUGGUCAUGCUUUUCUUGAAUGGUGGAACAAAUGCGAGAGGUCAACAUGUCCAAAUAUGUAUGUGUAUGUGUGUGUGUCAGCCUUUGUAUUUAAUUUUUUACGAUGAUGAUUCACUGGUGGGAUGUGUUUUUCGCUGGCAAGGCUGACGAUUAACACAGGGCUUGAAACACCAGUGGAAUGAAACUUGCUGUCUGUACGUUAUAAUUUUGCACUGAAUGUUGAAGAGACACUGAAGGCACCAGUUUGUGAGUGAUUGUGGGAGACCACCAGAUCACUUCACUUAGCUACGUUGUAUGAACAAUCCGGCUAACAUUACCAGACAGAUGUUUCUCCAGUGGGGGAAUUAAUACAAGUUGCCAAUCCGGUAAUAGAUUUUUAAUUUCAUAUUAAGUUGUCAUUGACUUUGCUUUGACCUUUUCUUCUUCAUGAUCCGAGGUCUUUUGUUCUUAUGUUGUUCCCGGUUACCUUCCAUCCUGGAAUAUUCAACAAUCGUGCGUACAGCAUACAAAAUGCACUGAGUUAACUUGUGGCUUUGCCUCAGUUCAAGGUGUGUCUCAUUUUGAAGACCCCUGAAUUGUGAAGUUUGAUAUUUUCCCACGUGGUUGACAUUCUAUUGUUGAACAGGUUUUGGUUUCUUGCGGCCUGAAUUAACUGCUACAUUUACUUGUAUAACACACUGCACUGCAGCAUUUAAUAAUGUGUGGGAAGUGCUAUAGAACAUCACAGAGACUGUUUUUAAAAGAUUUCAUGCAUAUAGCGCCUUCCACUGUCUCAAGCCAUCCUCAUGUGCUUGACAUCUAAUGGUGGACAUCCAAAUGCAGAAAUGUAUUCUGGGAUACAUAGCACAGCAAGCUGUCACAGCAGUCAUGUGACAAUGUUUAGAUCACCUGCUUUGGGAUGAUGGUUCAGGGGUUUGGCAUUGACCUGGGACAGUGGAAAUUGAGCCAUAGUCUUUGAAGCCUACUAUAGAGGAAUAGUCAAGGCCUUAGUUUAACUCGAGUGUCGGUCUGGAUUCUAUAUUCUGAACUUUGAACUUUCAACCUCCUAAUUCAGAGAUGUGAGUGCUAACUCUUAGCUACAGCUGACAUGGAAACUAAACAUGAAACGUAUUCCCGUCGUCACUUUGUUAAUACUAUCCAUUCAUAAGUGUUUGAAUAAGCAAUUUGCAGCUCUGGAUUGUUAAAGGAUUUUAAUUCACUCAGUGUAUAAGACAUGCUGCAUUUCCUGUUCAACACUCUGCAAUUCAAUGACCUUUCCCACUCACUAAUGAGAAUAUUAUCUCGGUUGUAGACUUUAAAGAUUGAUUGCUUGUUGCAUUGAUGCUGCUGUUAUUGUCCUGUCUUAAUGUUGUAAUGAAGUGUGAUUUUGCUUGAAUUUAUCAGCUGGGACCUGGUUUAAGAUAAAACCAGGAAAAGCUGGUCUGACUUCUUUAUAUAAAAAAAAGAGCAAAUACGAACCUCCAGAGUCGAUCACCAUCCUCCUCUGCCGAGUUUCAGGUGCUAUGUCUGGCACUUACAAUGGCUCAGUGCUUAGCACUGCUGCUGCACAGGGUUUGAUUCUGUCCUCAGUUUACUGUCCAUGUAGAGUUUGUACAGUCGCUCCGUGUCUGUAUGGGUUUCCUCUGGGUGCUCUGGUUCCCUCCCACAGUCCAAAGAUGUGCAGGUUAGAGUGGAUUGGCUAUACUAAUAGCCUCAUAGUGUCCAGAGGUGUGCAGGAUUGGCCAUGUUAAAUUGCCCAUAGAGUGCAGGCUAGCUCGAUUAGCCAUGGGGAAUGUGGAAUUAUGGGCAA
Molecule: messenger RNA, 5651 nt
Organism: Hemiscyllium ocellatum (epaulette shark)
Lineage: Eukaryota; Metazoa; Chordata; Chondrichthyes; Orectolobiformes; Hemiscylliidae
Gene: h6pd
Product: hexose-6-phosphate dehydrogenase (glucose 1-dehydrogenase)
Exons: 4
Coding region: 1-2385 (794 amino acids)
Biological process (GO): pentose-phosphate shunt; glucose metabolic process; pentose-phosphate shunt, oxidative branch
Cellular component (GO): endoplasmic reticulum
Molecular function (GO): glucose-6-phosphate dehydrogenase activity; 6-phosphogluconolactonase activity; NADP binding
Source: RefSeq, a predicted model, not a curated record